AUGUUCCCGCAAGGCAUUGAAGUGAUCAGGCCUGCAACUGGCGGCGUGUGGGUUCUCCGCGGGCCCCGGAGUCGCCUCGUCAUCAGCAAAAGUGCCGCACGCUUUGUCGUCGUCGUCGUCGUCGUCGUCGUGUGUGAUGGCAUGUGGCUGCUGGUGCCUCGUCCUGUCCCCCGUGGCCAGGUGUCGGGGAGCAUGGUUGUUUUCGGGGAAAAUGGCAGCCUUUUCUGUUCACCUCUGGAAACGCGACACGUCACAUCAGAAAUAGAGAGAAACAAGCAGACGUUCAGCACUGACCCCAAUAACCCGAAGGCUCGCAAGUCCUCUAACGACAACGGGUUGAUUCACCUCUACACUGUGGGCAUGAAGUCUGGGGCUGAUGGCAAACGGGUAGUGGUGGUCACGAAGCGGAGAUCCCUCCAGGGAAAACCCACCACCCCCUACCUGUGGACCACCACGAACAAGAACGCCCGGGCCACCCUCGGAAGCAUCGGGCAGAGGAUCCACAAAAACAAGGACCACCCAGAUCCGUACGUGGUCGCCAUUCGCACAGCCAGCGCCAUCCCUCGCCGCCAGAAGCCUGUGACGGUGAAGAGGAAGAGGCCCGCCCCACCAAGAGCUCCUGAGCACCUGCCCCCCACCUCCAAACCUUAUUGCGGCAAGAGCCGACUGUUACAAUGA
Prionailurus viverrinus (fishing cat) is the source of this 678-nucleotide messenger RNA. RefSeq names its product 60S ribosomal protein L28-like. Gene Ontology annotation, biological process: translation. NCBI's taxonomy places the organism in Eukaryota, Metazoa, Chordata, Mammalia, Carnivora, Felidae. The coding region runs from base 1 to 678 and encodes 225 amino acids. The record is from RefSeq and is a predicted model, not a curated record. Gene Ontology annotation, cellular component: ribosome; cytosolic large ribosomal subunit. Gene Ontology annotation, molecular function: structural constituent of ribosome. The transcript is spliced from 4 exons.